Molecule: messenger RNA, 1110 nt
Organism: Strongyloides ratti
Lineage: Eukaryota; Metazoa; Nematoda; Chromadorea; Rhabditida; Strongyloididae
Product: Globin-like domain and Globin, structural domain-containing protein
Exons: 3
Coding region: 1-1110 (369 amino acids)
Molecular function (GO): heme binding; oxygen binding
Source: RefSeq, a predicted model, not a curated record
AUGGCUAUAUUUAAAAAGAAAUAUGAUGAAUUUACUCAAUAUGAUGAACAAAAAAAAUUAUUUUAUAUAGCAAGAGCUCAUUGGAUUCAAUUAUUUAAAGUUAAUAUGCAGCAUACAAUAAUUGCUCAAACAUUUUUAAAUAUAAUUGAUGAACAUCCACAUUUAAAACCUUAUUGGAUAUUUAUGAGAACAUCAAAACCAUUUGAAACAAUAAAAGUAAAUAAUGUUGAAGAUGAUACAGAAUCAUUAGAUGAAGAUGUUAAACAAGUUAUAAGUUCAGGUGUUCUUCAAGACAGUUCAACAUAUAUAACAGCAAACUUAAAAAUUAAUAAUGAACAUAAAUUUAAUAAUCAUAUAUCUACAGUUCAAGCAGCUAUAACUAUAAUGAUGGAUAAUGUUGAUGAUUAUAAAUCUUUAAUUAAAGUAAUAAGAGAAUUUGGUUCAUAUCAUUUUUUUUAUGAAGCAUUUGAACCACAUUUUGAAUUAUUUCAUACUUAUUUUAUGAUUACAGCUAAAAAACUUUUAGUUAAUACAACAGAAGAAAUUGAUAAAAAAAUAGAAGAAUCAUGGAAUGCAUUAUUUGAAGAAUUAAAAGAAAAUAUGUCAUAUGGAGUUGCUUUACAAAGACAUACCUAUCUUAAAACAGCAAUCACAAUAGAUGAUAUGUUAACGAUAACAAAUGAUUGGGAAAAGAUUGAAAUGUAUGGUCUUGAUAAGAUAGGUGAUCUUAUCUAUAAUAGAAUGAAAUUUAAAUAUAUAGUGAUACUUAAAAAUAUGGAUAUAGAAUUACCAACUGAUAUGGAAGAAGAAUAUAAAAAGAUUAAAGAAAUAUCUCAUCAACUUAUUUAUGGUCUUCAAAUAGCAAUACAACAUUACUCUUUUGCAGAUGGUUUUGCUAGUUUACCAGAAUUAUUAACUGAUUUUACUUUUAAUCAUGCUUUAAUUACAAUAUGUCCUAUGGUAUUUAGAAAAGCUUUUAAUAAUGCUUUGAUAUAUGCAUUAACAAUUAUUAUGGGAGACAAUAAUAUGAAAGAAUGUAAAAUACAUGUAUGGGGAAAAUUAUAUAGAAUUUUAGAACAGGCAAUUAUGACAAAUGUUGCUAGAAUGUAG